Clunio marinus is the source of this 699-nucleotide messenger RNA. The record is from the annotation of a GenBank genome assembly. NCBI's taxonomy places the organism in Eukaryota, Metazoa, Arthropoda, Insecta, Diptera, Chironomidae.
AUGGGUGACAAAAAAAUUGAUGAACUAAUCAAAUCUAUAAAUGUGAUGCGUUCUCAAAUGGACAGUUUUGGUAAACAACAAAAGGACUUCGGAAAACAAAUUGCUGAUCUCAAGACGGAGCUUAGCAAGACAGUUCAACUCAAAUAUGAUUCCUGUGUCCGGAAAAUAAAUCGUGUCGAAAAAAAGGUUGACAACGCUUUAAUGAAUGAAAGGAAAGUUACUAAGGUCAUAGUUAAUGGAGUUCCUUUCAAAUCAAAGGAAAAUCUGGCUCAAAUUUUUUCAUCCUUAUCCUCGAAGCUUGGUUAUACAGUAACUCCUGAUGCUAGAAUCUACCGGUUCAAAGGAGAAAAUAUCAAUAGAUCAAUUGUCAUCGAGUUUCCAAAUGAAUUUUAUAAAGAAGAAUUUUUCAAUCGACACUUAAAAGUUGCGAAAGAUCUCAAGCUCUCUUUGCUACCAGGUUUCGAGGGAAGUGAUGAUCGCAUCUACAUUCAGCAUGACAUCACUGCACUACAAUAUAGAGUCAAUAAAUGUGCUAUGGAUUUUCUGAAGGCUGGUGUAGUUGUGAAAGUUCGUAUUAUUCAUGGUGCAGUUGGAAUCAAGUUUAAAUCUGAUGAAAACUUCAGUUUCUUCACAACACCUGAUGAGCUUGCUGCUGAAGCUAAGAAGCUGAAAGACGUGCAACCUGUGCUCUUGGAUUAA